AUGUCGACCCUUGAGGAUCUUGACGACCUCGAGCGCGAGACCAGAGACAAGAAGCAAGACCAGGGCGACGAUGGCAAGCAGCCUGGUGGUGACGAAGAUGCUGAGAUGCAAGAUGCCGAGAAGAAGGAUGAAGAGGAUGAGCUUCUAGAUGACGAGAUUCUACACUCAAGCACGGCGGACAUUGUCAAACGGCGGCGGAUGCUGGAGAACGAGAUGCGCAUCAUGAAGAGCGAGUUCCAGCGGUUGACACACGAGCAGAGCACAAUGCGGGAGAAAGUCAAGGAUAACCAAGAAAAGAUCGAGAACAACAGACAACUACCAUACCUUGUCGGCAAUGUGGUCGAGCUAUUGGACCUUGAUGUGGAGGCUGAAGCCGCAGAGGAAGGCGCCAACAUUGACCUGGACGCUACGAGGGUGGGCAAGUCUGCCGUCAUCAAGACUUCGACCCGACAGACCAUCUUCCUUCCGCUUAUCGGCCUGGUCGAUCACGAAAAGCUGAAGCCCGCUGACUUGAUCGGUGUGAAUAAGGACUCAUACCUCAUCCUGGAUACGCUACCAGCCGAAUAUGACAACCGUGUGAAGGCGAUGGAGGUCGAUGAGAAACCGACGGAGAAGUACACAGAUAUUGGUGGUCUGGACAAGCAGAUUGAGGAGAUUGUCGAGGCUAUAGUAUGGCCGAUGAAGGAAGCAGAGCGCUUUAAGAAGAUUGGCAUCAAGGCGCCGAAGGGUGCUCUGAUGUAUGGACCCCCUGGAACCGGUAAAACCCUUCUUGCACGAGCCUGUGCCGCCGAGACAAACGCAACCUUCCUCAAGCUCGCAGGCCCGCAAUUGGUGCAGAUGUUCAUUGGUGACGGCGCCAAGCUGGUGCGUGACUGCUUUGCGCUGGCGAAGGAGAAGGCCCCCUCAAUCAUCUUCAUCGAUGAGCUGGAUGCCGUGGGUACAAAACGUUUCGACUCUGAGAAGUCCGGUGAUCGUGAGGUGCAGCGUACCAUGUUGGAGCUGCUGAACCAGUUGGACGGAUUUGCCUCCGACGACCGUAUCAAGGUUCUUGCUGCGACCAACCGUGUCGACGUGCUUGACCCUGCCCUGCUUCGUUCCGGUCGUCUGGACCGCAAAAUCGAAUUUCCACUUCCUAACGAGGAAGCGCGGGCCAACAUUUUGCAAAUCCACUCGCGUAAGAUGUCUGUUGAAGACAGCGUGAACUGGGCUGAGUUGGCGCGAAGCACCGACGAGUUCGGUGGUGCUCAGCUGAAGGCCGUGUGCGUUGAAGCUGGUAUGAUCGCUUUGCGAAAGGGAAUGAAUAAGGUUGGCCAUGAAAACUAUGUUGAUGCUAUCGCCGAGGUACAGGCCAAGAAGAAGGAUACAAACAUGGGCAUUUACGUCUAA
Molecule: messenger RNA, 1386 nt
Organism: Penicillium macrosclerotiorum
Lineage: Eukaryota; Fungi; Ascomycota; Eurotiomycetes; Eurotiales; Aspergillaceae
Product: proteasome regulatory particle base subunit RPT5
Exons: 3
Coding region: 1-1386 (461 amino acids)
Biological process (GO): proteasome-mediated ubiquitin-dependent protein catabolic process
Cellular component (GO): proteasome regulatory particle, base subcomplex
Molecular function (GO): proteasome-activating activity; ATP binding; ATP hydrolysis activity
Source: RefSeq, a predicted model, not a curated record